Gossypium raimondii (Peruvian cotton) is the source of this 955-nucleotide messenger RNA. RefSeq lists its product as uncharacterized. NCBI's taxonomy places the organism in Eukaryota, Viridiplantae, Streptophyta, Magnoliopsida, Malvales, Malvaceae. The coding region runs from base 127 to 768 and encodes 213 amino acids. The transcript is spliced from 3 exons. The record is from RefSeq and is a predicted model, not a curated record.
AUCUCCACUUACUGCACUUCAAAAUAUUAAAAGCGGAACAAAAAAAAAAAAAAAACCUAAGAAAAUAGAGUUAGAACUUGGAACUACCCAUUUUUUCUGUUCACCAAGUUCUAGAUAAUCGGAGAUAUGGCUUGGAUAACACGAUUCUUAACGGCGGUAGCUUUCUUGGCUGUCGGCGUAAUAUUCUCGCCGGAGACUUUCGGAUCAAAAUCGGAUGGUACAAAAUCUCCAAAUCUCUCCUCAUUCAUUAAGCUGGCUCAUCUCCUGAGCUUCUCAACCGCCUGGGGCGCUGCCCUUUGGGUCACUUUCAUCGGCGGUAUCAUCAUGUUCAAGAAUCUGCCUAGGCAUCAAUUUGGUAAUCUACAAAGCAAGAUGUUCCCGGCUUAUUUCUCGAUGGUGGGGGUUUGUUGUGCCAUAUCGGUGGCGGCAUUUGGUUAUUUGCAUCCAUGGAAGUCAGCGACGAUGCCGGAGAAGUACCAGCUUGGGUUUUUAGUCUCUGCAUUUGCCUUCAAUCUAUCCAAUUUGUUCGUUUUUACUCCCAUGACCAUCGAGAUGAUGAAGCAAAGGCACAAAGUGGAGAGAGAAGCAAACAUUGGUGAUGAAAUUGGAUGGUCGAAGAAUCAGGAAGCUGCAAAGACUAAUCCAAAGCUUGCAGCCAUGAACAAGAAAUUUGGAAUGAUUCAUGGAUUAUCUUCACUUGCUAAUAUUAUGUCCUUUGGCAGCCUGGCCAUGCAUUCGUGGUUCUUAGCCGGUAAGCUCAAUCUGUAGUUUGCAGUUAAUUUAGACAUAGAAAGUCCAAGUUCUAAAUUUGCGUUCUGGAUAUAUAGAUUGAAGUGAUUACCUGUAUUUUAUGUUUCCCCUUGGAUGAACUGUUCCGACUAUUCCUGCCAUAAUUAUGUAAAACUCAACCAUAUGGUAAUAAACAGAAUCUAGUCUUAUUAGUGCACUUAACAAA